This is a messenger RNA of Cucurbitaria berberidis CBS 394.84, 1878 nucleotides long. RefSeq names its product heme peroxidase. Gene Ontology annotation, molecular function: oxidoreductase activity, acting on single donors with incorporation of molecular oxygen, incorporation of two atoms of oxygen; peroxidase activity; heme binding. NCBI's taxonomy places the organism in Eukaryota, Fungi, Ascomycota, Dothideomycetes, Pleosporales, Cucurbitariaceae. The transcript is spliced from 2 exons. Bases 1 to 1878 code for a protein of 625 amino acids. The record is from RefSeq and is a predicted model, not a curated record. Gene Ontology annotation, biological process: response to oxidative stress.
AUGUCUCCCUCUGCCAAGUCAGGAGCCGAGUCAUAUGCAUAUAUACCAGGCUUACCCCAACGUGCCCUCAUCUUCAUCUACAAAGGCAUCAACAAAUUUGUACCAUGGCACAGACUUCCGACAUACAUCAGCGUCUUGAAUCUUAGCGCCUUCCGGUAUGAACUGCGAAACCAAAAUCUGCACGAUGUCUACCCUACACCAGAGGCUCAAGGCACACCAGGGUGUCCUCAUAUGACUGAUGAUCAGUACUUACAUACGCGGCAUUCAGAUGGAUUAUAUAACGACCUCUCAGCACCGAAGAUGGGUUGUGCAGGAAUGCGUUUCGGCCGCAAUGUACCGCGAGAGUACACCACUAAGCCAAGCGAUGAAGAUGUCAUGACCCCCAAUCCUAGACUAAUUAGUCAAGAGUUGUUGAAGAGGGAUACGUUCAAACCAGCUACAAUUCUGAACUUGCUUGCGGCAGCGUGGAUUCAAUUUCAAGUUCAUGAUUGGUUCGCGCACGAGAACUCUACGACAGAGAAGUAUGGUAUUCCACUACCUGAUGGCGAUCAGUGGAAUGCGCCAGAUGGGAAAAUGGAAGUGGAGAAGACGCAGGCUGAUGAGCCGCUCGAUGAGACCGAUAAAGCUGCCCCAGCAUACAAGAAUCAGAAUACCCACUGGUGGGAUGGCAGCCAGAUCUACGGAAGCUCCGAAGCGCGCACCAGAGAGUUACGUGGACAGGCAAAGAAUGGAAAGCUAGAAGUCGACGAGCAGAAGUUGGUCACCUUCUUACCUCGCGACGCGAACGGAAUACCUCAAACUGGGUUCUCCACUAACUGGUGGCUGGGGCUUGAGAUGCUGCAUACGCUUUUCGUUCUAGAGCACAACGCUAUAUGCGACGAAUUGGUGAAGGACUACCCCGACUGGGCGUCAGAAAAGGUGUUCGAUACCGCGAGACUGGUCACCUGCGCGCUGAUGGCGAAGAUACAUACCGUGGAAUGGACGCCCGCCAUCCUAGCACAUCCGGCGCUUAAAAUCUCCAUGGAGGCCAACUGGUGGGGUGUCUUGGGCGAGAGAUUGUAUAAGCUGCUUGGCCGCGUAUCCAGGACUUCAGAAGCCAUCUCCGGCAUCCCGGGCUCGGGCGCAGAACACCAUGCCGCACCAUACGCACUCACCGAGGAGUUUGUCAGCGUAUAUCGCAUGCAUCCGCUCAUCCCAGAUACCGUUGCCUUCUUUGACGCGAAGACCGGCUCUCAUAAGUCAACUUACCCAAUCCAAGAUAUCGCCUUCAAGGAUGCGAGGAAGCCAUUGACGCAAGAGGGCAUGGGAUUUGACGAUGUCCUUUACAGCUUCGGCAUCAACUACCCUGGUGCCGUAACACUGAACAAUACCCCUGACUUCCUUCGUGACUUGCACACGCCCGAUGGUCGACACAUCGAUCUGGGGACGAUUGAUAUACUGCGCGACCGUGAGCGCGGUGUGCCUCGCUACAACCAGUUCCGCCGGCUCUUCCACAUGCCUGCUGUUACUUCCUUCCUCGCUUUAACCGGAAAUAAUCCAGGACUCGCCAGCAAGCUCGAGAAGUUAUACGAAGGUGACUUGGAGAAGGUUGACCUACUGGUAGGUUGCUUGUGCGAACCCCUGCCCAAAGGCUUUGGUUUCAGCGACACAGCGUUCCGCGUGUUCAUCCUUAUGGCUAGUCGACGUUUGAAGAGCGACAGAUUCAUCGCAGGUGAUUGGAAUGAAGAGACGUAUAGUAAAGUGGGGAUGCGGUGGGUGCAGAACAAUGGAAUGAAAGAUGUGCUAGGAAGGCACUUCCCUGCGUUGAAGGGUGUUCUAGAGAAGAGCGGUAAUCUAAAAAGCAGCUAUUUUAGCUACUUUAAUAAGCUUAAUACUUAG